Messenger RNA from Sclerotinia sclerotiorum 1980 UF-70, 1119 nucleotides. RefSeq lists its product with no specific name. Lineage: Eukaryota; Fungi; Ascomycota; Leotiomycetes; Helotiales; Sclerotiniaceae. The coding region runs from base 1 to 1119 and encodes 372 amino acids. The record is from RefSeq and is a predicted model, not a curated record. The transcript is spliced from 2 exons.
AUGGCAAUCGGGAGUUCUCGCGAAUUGAAGACUACCAAACCACUUCUCGCUCCACCAAAUGAUGAACAUUAUUCUCGACCACGAGUGAGGUCGGGAGAUUUAUGUGUCGGUUGUAUUGUUUGGUUGCCGUUGGACGGGUAUGAUAAGAAUAUCAAAUGUUGUAAGAGGAAAUGCUGUGGAAAAGCUCUUGCAGAAGAUGGAUACAACAAUGCAGUUGUCGUUCUCAAAAUCCGGCAAAGAAAAGGCUCAAGUAUACGAGGAGAUAUUAUUUGCUAUGUUACUACUAUUACCACGUUCAGUGACACGAAUCUAGAGAACUAUUUAUCACAAUGUCCACACAAUUCUGAGUUUCAACGAUCUUUACCCAUUAGCCCUGUUGAUCAAGAUAGCUGCGUGGAAAGCACACCAUCAUGGCUCCUUCGUCUGCAAAAGGGCGCGCUCAGGAAACAAUCCUAUGUGAAUCUUGCUCACGUCUUUAAAGUUCCUGCUGGCAGCCUAUCUACCUUUGGUUUCCGCAAUCACCGAGCUUACAAACUCCGUCUGUCAGCCACAAGUUAUAACAUAUUAAUGGCGGAAAUGGGUCUACGGAAUGAACCUUACGAAGAGACUGCGUCGCUCUACAAGACUGCACGAGCUCGCCUCGAAGCACUUGCUUCCCAAAAUCGACAAAUUCCGACCACGAUACCAAAAACAGCACAAGUAACAUUCACAAUUCAAGGCGAAAUAGAUCUUGAAAAGAAGAGAUAUCCCACUACACCAUUCCCGGUCGCCGAGCCCGAUUGUCCUCAUCCGAAAAUUGCCCCCACAUCUUCCCCUCUCCCAUUAGGACAACGGAGAAACGUCCGGUUCACUCUAAGCGAAAUACCAAAAUCAAAAAGUUAUCUCAACGUGCCACAGGUAGGCAAUUACGGAACAAUUAAUAAUCAACAUCUGCUUACUCCUUACCCAACUGCACCGCCGACCCCACUCACGGCACGCUAUCAUUCUUUCAGACCAUUUGUGGAUCAUGGUUGGAGACAUGUCGCUUUGAGAUUUUUAGUUGGAUGUUUCAGCUUGGGGACAGUGUUUGGUGCGUUCAAGAUGAUGUGGUCAGGGAAGUUAUUCCCCGCUGGUUUGUGA